AUGGUUCCAGAUGAGAGCGAAUGUCUCAAAAAGGAAGAGCAUCGAUUCAAAUCCCCGGACCCAGCGCCAACGCUCGACGAAGAAGUCGAUAUUGCCACGUUGCCAUCGAUGCUGGAAGACGAUCCGAAUGGCAAUGUGGUGGAGUGUGAUCUGGGAUUCAAGGGACCCAGAUGGGGUCCACAACACGCUGGAGCCAAGAAGCUCGCGUCAAUGUAUAGCAAAGAAAAGCGAUUCCAAGAGGAGGUGUCGCUGAUCGUCGCGAUCUUCUGCUUCGCCGCCGUCUUCAUCAGUUUGAUUAUCAAUUGGGAAUCGUCGAUAUGGAAAUCCGUGUUAUUCUACGCAGUUCUCGGCGUAAUGACUGCCGACUUCCUCUCGGGCCUCGUCCAUUGGGGCGCCGACACCUUCGGAAGUGUCGAAACGUGGUUCGGCCGAUCGUUCAUCCGUCCGUUCCGCGAGCAUCACGUCGAUCCGACAGCCAUCACGAGACACGAUUUCGUCGAGGUGAACGGUGAUAAUUUCAUGCUAUGCAUCGUUCCGCUCGUCUGGAUACUGUAUCAACAAGCCACGUAUGAUAGGGAGGAUUUGACGAGAUGGGCAUCGUUCCAUUGGUAUAUUCUGUUGCUCGGAAUCUAUGUCGCAUUGACUAAUCAGAUCCACAAAUGGUCCCACACCUACUUCGGCCUCUCGAAAUGGGUCGUCUUCCUUCAGAAAGCCCAUAUCAUCUUGCCACGAAGUCACCACAAGAUUCACCACAUUUCGCCACACGCCUGCUACUACUGUAUAACCACCGGAUGGCUCAACUGGCCCCUUGAGUAUUUAGGAUUCUGGCGUAAAAUGGAGUGGGCGGUGACAGCGGCGACCGGAAUGCAGCCACGCGAGGACGACCUCAAAUGGGCGACCAAAUUGAACUAG
Messenger RNA from Caenorhabditis briggsae, 912 nucleotides. Lineage: Eukaryota; Metazoa; Nematoda; Chromadorea; Rhabditida; Rhabditidae. The record is from RefSeq and is a predicted model, not a curated record. The transcript has 7 exons. The coding region runs from base 1 to 912 and encodes 303 amino acids.